Aspergillus niger is the source of this 3183-nucleotide messenger RNA. RefSeq lists its product as uncharacterized. Gene Ontology annotation, biological process: glycerophospholipid catabolic process. The transcript is spliced from 7 exons. The coding region runs from base 1 to 3183 and encodes 1060 amino acids. Gene Ontology annotation, molecular function: protein binding; glycerophosphocholine phosphodiesterase activity. The record is from RefSeq and is a predicted model, not a curated record. Lineage: Eukaryota; Fungi; Ascomycota; Eurotiomycetes; Eurotiales; Aspergillaceae.
AUGAGAUUUGGCCGAGAUCUUCACCUUCAUCAGUCCUCGGAGUGGGUGGAGCAUCAUGUUCCAUACAAUCGUCUCAAAAACCUGCUGAAAAUUGCCGUUGAGAGAGCUACAAAUGAGCAAACUCGUCCCGAUUUUUCAGAUGUAGAAUCAUGCCUGGAUCAAAGCAUCGCAGUUCAUCUUCGGUUUCGCGAAAAGCAAGAUAACUAUCUUCGCCAGCAAGUAGAAAAGACAAAAUACCAUUACCACAUAAGCUCUCGCGUUUCCGAUCCAACUUCGAUGUGCACACUUUCCCAAAUUGACGUCGAGAUUCUUUGCGAAUUGUUUAGCAAGUUUUCCCAGGAAGCUUUUCAACUGCUGCGGUACCAACGGUUGGAUGUUGAAGCCGUUUCUCGCAUCUACGCAAAGAUCGACAAACAUCUAGAAGGGGAGAAAUGCCACUCCGCUCGACCAAACUAUCUGGACAAAUUCAUGAGACAAACACUAGCGAGCGUAGGUAUGGCGGGGAAAUUGGACCUAACGGUUGCCCGUGUACAGGAGAGACGGUCGGAUCCCAGCAGGCCGGCCUACCCACAACCCCGAUUAUAUGAGGCGCUACGGCAGGAUCAUCCUUCGACAGUUGCUUACAUGGUAGAAGAGUCCUUACAACAGAGUAACUUACCAAGGGAGUUAUUUCUCUCUCAUCUUCUAGAGCUAGCAGUAUAUGAACUUCGCCCUAAUACUGUCCGCACAUUACUAUUCGAUGUGCUGCCUCAGAACGACAUUGCCAUCCAGGCUGUAUUAUUGAAUCGCUUGUUCAUGGUUCUGGGUCUUCGGAAGGGGCAACUAUCAGCACCGUAUUCCUGCACACUCUUCUGUAAAAUCCGAGACCUUCUCUGCCAGGUGAUUGGGGAGUUAGGGCCCAGGUCAGAGGAGGUUCUGCUGUCGGAAGAUGAACUCGGGCGCCUCCCUCUACACUAUGCUGCUUCAGCCGGGCUUUUAUGGGUGUGUAUGGCAAUAUUCAAUGUCGCUAAAAGCUGGAAUACUACAUCUAGAUGGUGUUUGAUUAUGCACACUGACAAACGAGACUGUUCACCUCUCGAGUAUGCGGUUGUUGGCAACCACCGCGACGCUGUUUCAUCUGUUCUGGUCUACCUGGAAAGAUUAUUAGACGCACCCUAUAGUGAUGACGGAAUAGGAUCAUUGUUGAGUCGCAUGCUCUUUAUUGCGCUUCAUUACGGAUAUGAGGGUCUGAUUUCGAUCAUUUCGCGGACUUGCUCUCGCUUCUGUCAGAGACCCAGGACCUGUGAAGGGGCCAGCCCGCUGCAUGUCGCCGCGCGUACUGGAAGGGCGGAUCAUGUACGACUACUGUUGGGGAACAUAUGCAUCUCUGAUGUGAGCUCGGUGGAGCCGAUGUACGGUUGGACUGCGCUGAUAGUCGCCUGUGUCGAAGGUCACCAGAGUGUCGUCGAUGUGCUUCUCGAGCAUGGAGCCGAACGGGACCACAGGGACCAUCGCGGCUGGACAGCACAGGAGCAUGCCGCUUUUCGGGGGCAUCUUGCCUUAGCGAAAGCAAUUGCCGGGCCAUCCAAGUGGGAGGCAGGUACCGAUAGACUACCUGCCGCACCGUUGACGCAGCAGGGUGCCAAGAUUAAGGCUCUACACCAACGGUCGCAACUGGUGGUCUACCUUGGCAGCCUGCAGGAGGGAAAACAAUUUAAACACAUAGAGCUUCGAACACCAUCACUGAGAAGUAAAGCCUCGGACUACAACCUUGCGCUCAAAGUUUCUUCCCCUUGGAAUCACUCUGUUCGUCAGCUCAAUUUGUCCUUGCUUAGUGACACGGCCAACGAACCAAUGAUCUUUGAGCUUCCCACUCCGACCGAGGCAGAACUGUGCCUAGAGCUCCUCGAUUUGAGCGAUGGUCCUAAAUGUCAAGCACAGUUGCUUGGAGGCGGUACGGCGCUGCUGAUGGACAACCUCAGUACCUUUGGCGAGAACCGGGAAAGUCUGGUGCGCGAGAGAACUGUUCCCAUUCUCAUGAGCGGGUCGUUCCAGGUUAUAGCUACUGUGACCUUCACAUUUCUUAUUAUCAAGCCAUUUCAGCAUCCCAGCAUCCCCUCUGUGAGAGAAUGCUUUCUCCGUUUUGGCGAUUUCUGUCUCGUAGGGCAUCGAGGUUUCGGGCAGAAUGUUGCCGGGCAUGAUUACUUACAGUUGGGAGAGAACACAGUGGAGUGCCCAGUCAUUCCUAUCAGCUGCCAGUCAGGGAGCUUCUUUUGUCGAGAUGCUCAAUUGACCAGAGACCUUGUACCUGUUGCAUACCACGACUUUUCCUUGAGCGAGUCUGGGACUGACAUCCCAGUGCAUGAUGUGACUCUAGACCAGUUUCUGCACGCGAGCAAAAUACAAUCCUCAAUGGGGCAUCCAACCUUCAUCUUGGGAAACAGGCACUACCAUCGAAAUCGACGCUCGCGGUCUCUCACCAGGGACUAUGACCACGGCGCGCAACAAAUGCAAGAGAGAAUGAGACACACGGUAGACUACAUGAACAAAGGCUUCAAGCCCAACACGCGAGGCCACAUUGUCCAGGACUUAUUUGCAACCAUCGAAGAGCUACUAAUCCAGCUACCGGAAAACCUCGGCUUCAACGUCGAGAUCAAAUACCCCCGACUUCACGAAGCCACCGAGGCAGGAGUAGCCCCGGUAGCGAUCGAGAUCAACACAUUCGUGGACAAGAUACUGGAAAAAAAAUUCACCUUGAGUCACAGCAGAAACAUCAUCCUGUCCUCGUUCACUCCCGAGAUCUGCAUUCUCUUGGCACACAAACAGCAGACCUAUCCAGUCAUGUACAUCACCAACGCCGGCAAGGCCCCAGUCCUAGACAGAGAGAAGCGAGCUGGUAGCCUGCAAGCUGCAGUGCGAUUUGCCCGGCAGUGGGGUCUCGAUGGGAUUGUUCUCGCCUCCGAGACAUUGAUCAUAUGCCCUCGUCUGAUCGGAUACGUCCAGCGGUCGGGGCUCCUGUGUGGCUCGUAUGGACCACUCAAUAAUGUCCCGGAAAAUGCCCAGGUGAGUGAUGUCGCCCGGGGAGUCACUCGGAAAUAUACUAACCCCACCUUCGUAGCUCCAAUUCGAUGCCGGCAUCAAUAUUCUGAUGGCCGACCGGGUCGGGCUUAUUGCCACAGCACUGCAGGGCCGGGAUGGCGAUGA